This is a messenger RNA of Podarcis raffonei (Aeolian wall lizard), 2267 nucleotides long. It is a transcript of the gene F2RL3, whose product is annotated as F2R like thrombin or trypsin receptor 3. Gene Ontology annotation, biological process: phospholipase C-activating G protein-coupled receptor signaling pathway; positive regulation of Rho protein signal transduction; blood coagulation. The record is from RefSeq and is a predicted model, not a curated record. The transcript has 2 exons. NCBI's taxonomy places the organism in Eukaryota, Metazoa, Chordata, Lepidosauria, Squamata, Lacertidae. Gene Ontology annotation, cellular component: membrane. Bases 95 to 1273 code for a protein of 392 amino acids. Gene Ontology annotation, molecular function: thrombin-activated receptor activity.
CAGUGUCACUGGGUUUGGGGUGGGGAGUGUUUCCUGGAGUUAAGAGGCUGAGCCAGGAUGUUGCUCCUUGCAGCAGCGACUUCUCCGAAGCAGGAUGCAUCUGUGCGGAGCGGGGCCCAGCCUGCCUCUCCGGCUGCUCACACUGUUCCUCUUGUGUGGGCAGCUGGCAAAGGCUGCGGCGGCCGACGACUACGAUGAUUAUGCCACCCCCAAUGGGACCGAGGCCCCCCAGCGCCCGCCGUCGCUUGGCCUGUGCCCCCGGGCCAUCCCCUCUGCCCGGGUGACCCUCAACCGCACCACCUUCCUGGUCCUGCCCCCGUCCUCACAGGCGCAGCUGGACAGCCCCCUGACCACCCUACUGCUGCCCUCCUUCUAUGCCCUGCUCUGCCUGGUGGGGCUGCCUGCCAAUGCCCUGGCGCUCUGGGUCCUGGCCACACGCGUCGAAAAGCUCCCGUCCACCGUCUUCCUGAUGAACCUGGCAGCCGCCGACCUCCUCCUGGGCCUCCUCCUGCCCUUCAAGGCCGCCUACUACUACCUGGGCAACCACUGGCCCUUCGGCGAGGGCAUGUGCCGCCUCAACACAGCCGCCUUCCAUGCCAACAUGUACUGCUCGCUCCUGCUGCUGGCCUGCAUCAGCGCCGACCGCUACCUGGCAGUGGCGCACCCCUUCCUCGCCCGCUCCUUCCGCAGCCCGGCCUUUGCGGCGGGUACCUGCGGCACUGCCUGGGUGGCUGCCAUCCUCUCGGCGCUGCCCCUGGCCCUCCGGCGCCAGUCGUUCCCCCUGCUGGGCACAGACCGUGUCUUAUGCCACGACGCCCUGCCCGCCGAAGACGAUGCCACCUAUUUCCGCCCCUAUUUCGUCACCCUGGUGGCCGGCGGGUUCGUGGCCCCGUUGCUGGUCAUGGUGCUGUGUUCAGGUGCCACCCUGCGGGUCCUGGCGGGGAAAGGGGACCGCUACGCCACCGCCAUCAAACUGACCGUUGUUGUGGUAGUAUCAGUCGUGGCUCUGUACACCCCAAGCCACGUCCUCCUGCUCCUGCACUACUCCCACCGCUGCGCCGGGGCCCGAGGGACCCUCUACGUGGCGUACAUGGGGGCCCUGGCAGCCAGCGCCGGCAACACCUGCGUAGACCCCUUUGUGUACUACUACGCCUCGGAGGAAUUCCGCGCCAAGGUGGCGGGCAGGAUCUUCGGCGCGCGAAAGGACUCGGCCGUCUCCCUGAAAACCAGCAAAGAGACGCUGCCCACCAAAUGCUCCCAGACCCUGGCAUGAAAACAAAACAAUAAUAAUUUAUUAUUUCUACCCUGUCCAUCCGGCUGGGUUUCUCCAGCCACUCUUGGCGGCUUCCAACAGAAUAUGAAAAUACAAUAUUGAACAUUAAAAGCUUCCCUAAACAGGGCUGCCUUCAGAUGUCUUCUAAAAGUCUGGUAGUUAUUUUUCUCUUUGACAUCUGGUGGGAGGGUGUUCCACAGGGUGGGCGCCACUAUCAACAAGGCCCUCUGCCUGGUUCCCUGUAACUUGGCUUCUCGCAGGGAGGGAACCACCAGAAGGCCCUCGGCGCUGGACAAUACACUAUCAUAAGUUAUUGAUUUCCCCCCACCCCCCCAAAAAUACCCCCACAAUUCCCUGUACUGCUGGCAUGUCCAACUCCCAAGAGAAUGCAAUCUACUCUCCCACUAUGACAAAACUGGCAGUGAUUUACUCACUGGAUUGAGCAAAGUUGCUGAGUUUUUUUGGGGGGCAAUCGAUCAGGAUCACACGAUAGACCAGGAUUGACCCCGCGAUCGACCAGUGGAUCACCAUCGACCGGUUGGACGUUUCUGCUGCAUUGUAAAGGGACAAACUUUCGCUCAGAACUUGGGUAGGGGGCAAUUGAAAGAUCAAACCCAUGGAAAUAGCUCAGCACAAGUGGCCCCCCAAAAUUCUGCUGAAAACGCAGCUUUUAUUUGCUCCUUUGCAAACAGCGGGAAGCCCAUAGAUUUCAUUUGCAAACCUGAUUUGCAACGGGCGCUGGAUAAUUUCGAUACAUGAUGCAGUCACACAGACAAAUAAAAAAUUAAUUUGUUGAAUUUUGGGGUGACCUUCCCCCCGACCCCCAAGAUUUGGAAACGCUGUUCCGCCGUUUUUAGGCAAAAGUUCGUCAAAUGGAGCUACAAGGACACCGGAUUAUACCAAAGUCCUAACCUUCACCUUUCUCCGGAAAGAAACGAGAGGCGCAGUUUGAUUUUUAGACAUUGGUUUUUAAUAAAAUACUUUAUCAGCAUCU